AUGAGCAAAAAACAGCCAAAUAAAUUUGACAACCAAGAUCGAUCUUUAAGUUUAGUCACUAAUAAAUCACAUUCACCAACUCCACCUAUACAGAAUCCCGAGGAUAUACCUUUGACUGAUUUUGCUCCGUCAACAAUGUCCACAUCGGAGUUGUUGGCUGAUGACUACGAGAACGAAUCAGGGGAAGAAUACAUGAGACUUUACCAUCAAGAUCGGAAAAAACGAUGGCUUUACAAGACCAAGCGAUUUUUCCACAAGUUGUGGAUCGGUCCCGAAGAGCCUAGAGACGACUAUGCGCCACGAAUUUCAAAAUUGGAGUUUCUCGAAGAGCUACCGGUAAAGUUUAAUACCAAUGUACCCCUACUAUACAGAAGAGUCUUGCUUACAAUCUAUCUUGUAUUCUGGUUUGGGUUGUGCUACUCAAUUUUGAUACCCUAUUUGACUGUGCCACCUUCGUCGUCGGAUCCAUCAACUCCUCUUAUUCAUAGUCUAACUUGUCUGUCGCUGCGUGAAUUUUGGAACGGAAAGAAUGCAGCGUGUGGUUUGAAUGGAGAUUCGUGCCCGGAAAUUGUCAAGCAUAGUGGCGAUAAUGAUGUGGUAAUACGAUGUCCCGCAUUAUGUGAUCGUGGAAGUUGGACUUACUCGUUAAUCCCAAUCGGAGAUCAAAGAAUCAAGUACAGGGGUUAUUUCAUUGGAGGUGGUGAUAAAGUCGUUUCUAAAAUUGAGGACACGCAACUAACAAACCCAUACCGUGCAGAUUCUUAUCCAUGUGGUGCGGCAGUUCAUGCUGGGUUGAUUUCACCGUUUUGGGGUGGAUGUGCUCGCUUAUCAUACAAAAGCAAGAAUCAACCAUACUUUGAGUCAGCAAAGGGUCAUUACGGCGUUGAUGACUCGAUCGGUUUCAAAUCGUUCUUCAAGUCCUCAUUUUAUUUCAAAAAAUUGAAACUAGCUAGUGAAACUUUCCACCAAUGCCAUGACCCACGAAUUGUGAUACUCAUGAUAAAUAUUCUUCUUGGUCUUCCUGUUGUCUACCUUGCGAGUGGUGCCACAGUGUACUGGGUAAUAAAUGUGGUGGGGUUCUGGACCAUUUGCUUAGCCACAGAUCCCCCCAUAGUUGUUGACGCUACAGAUCCGCAAGGUUUUGCCAGCUUGAUCUCACUUGGGUUGGAACGAUUUUUGCCUACAUGUUCCAUCUUGUAUAUUUUGUGGCAUUCGUCAACCAAGAGAACAUUGUCAGAGCCGGCUUCUCCUGAUGAAAAGUUUUCUUAUCUCAGUCGUGUGCUCUUGUGGUAUCCUUUAUUCUGGUUGGGGGUGUUAAACAAUGUCAGUUUUGAUAGGCUACCGGUUGAUAGGCUAACAAUAAGCGACUUGAAAGAGCAAUCGGGUGCUCUCUUAGCAGUCUCAGCCAUAAUUGUUACAAUAUCAAUCUGUGCCGUUAUUCAGGCGUACAAGAUUUGGUUAUCUGGUCGCUUUCGAAAGUACUUGCGUGUGUAUUCCAUUUUUGUGUUGGGAUUGGUACUUUUAGCUCAAAUACCAGGUCUAAGUUUAAGGGUACAUCACUAUAUCUUGGCGAUGUUGUUGAUUCCAGGCUGUGCAACGCGUGGUAGGACAGCACUAAUGUUUCAGGGAAUUCUUUUGGGGUUGUUUCUCUCUGGAGCAUCAAGAUGGGGGUUGGCGGCGAUUGCGGAAACCAUUACUUCGCUCAAGCGUGAUGAUCCAUUGGGUAAAAUCUUUCCACCAAUCUUUACCGCAUACGACUCUGGAUCGGGAGUAUUGCAAUGGCAACUUGUGCCUGAAAAUGCAACAAGUGUUGCAGCAGCUUACAAUAAGUAUUCAUCGAUCUCGUUGUUAAUCAAUGAUAUCGAAUACUUUGUCUCGGACAACAUUUCCUCGCUAGAUUUGAAGAGUUUGUUGACGAAUACUACUGCGCCAUUUUACGAUUCGCUCCAAGACACACUUCGCAAUGGAAUCAAAGAUGGCAAUGGUGAUAUCCCGUUGUAUAUCAGAAUUGGAAGAAAGAUCCCUAAUACAAUGGUGUAUAGCGAUUUCUCCAAUGCUGCUAUCUUGAGAUGGCCAAGUGGGAUUCUUACCUUGCCUUUACCUGGCCUCACUUAA
Lodderomyces theae is the source of this 2115-nucleotide messenger RNA. RefSeq lists its product as uncharacterized. The coding region runs from base 1 to 2115 and encodes 704 amino acids. NCBI's taxonomy places the organism in Eukaryota, Fungi, Ascomycota, Pichiomycetes, Serinales, Debaryomycetaceae. The record is from RefSeq and is a predicted model, not a curated record. The transcript has a single exon.